Molecule: messenger RNA, 4236 nt
Organism: Chilo suppressalis (striped riceborer)
Lineage: Eukaryota; Metazoa; Arthropoda; Insecta; Lepidoptera; Crambidae
Source: the annotation of a GenBank genome assembly
GUUAAGUGCUGGCAUAAUAUUUAUCCCUGAUUAUGUAUUUCUGACUGUAUUAAUGUAGAUCCUUUUUUGAAAGGUGACUAUUAAUUUUUGUAAAGUCGUUGAAUAUAAAAUGUGUUUUGGUAUUUUUGUAGAUUAAAAUUUGGUCACACUAACGGUCAAUCAGUUUGAUUUCUGUACCAGCUGUCAUCGGAGAGUUUCGUGUGUGAUUGUUAACUUUUCAAAAACUUUUAAUUUUAUAGUAGUACAAAGUAGUGCAUUGUAGAUAAAUGCACAAGGUAUCACUUAGCUGGGGAAAUUGACAUAAACAUCUUUACGAAAAAAGUAUAGACGUCAAAUUCGGCGUUUCCCUGGUCAUCGGCGCGAAGAAAGGACUGAGAAAGAUUUUCAAAUGAAAUAGAAUUAAAUUUUAUUCAAUAUAAACAUUUUUGGUUAAUACAGAACAAUGGUUGAAGGAGACAAAAAUACCAUUGACACAGUGCAGGUGGCCCUCCGCAUCCGGCCUUUGAUGAAACAGGAGAUAGAGAGAGGAUGCGACGAGUGUAUAGAUGUUGUGAAUGGGGAACCCCAAGUGCAGAUCAAAGACUUAGCGUUCACAUACAACUUUGUAUUCCCACAACAUAUAACACAGCAAGAAUUCUAUGAUACAGCAGUCAAAGGUUUAAUAGGAAGGUUAUUUCAAGGUUACAAUGUGACAAUACUAGCAUAUGGCCAGACGGGCUCUGGGAAAACAUACACCAUGGGUACCAAUUAUUCAGGAUCUGACGGAGAUUCAACAAAACUUGGUGUGAUACCUCAAGCGGUUGCAGACAUAUUCGAUUUCAUAGAAACCCACGAGGACAAGUUUAUUUUCAAAGUGACAGUCUCCUUUAUGGAGUUGUAUCAGGAACAGUGUUACGAUUUGCUAUCUGGAAAGGAGAGAGGUCACAGCAUCAUUGAAAUCAGAGAGGAUAUAAACAAAGGUGUAAUUUUACCAGGUAUCACCGAGCACCCAGUGGCGUCGACCAUGGAAACCAUGAUGGUGCUGGAGCAGGGGUCCAUGGGUCGGGUCACUGGAUCCACGGCCAUGAACCAGGCUUCGAGCAGGAGUCACGCCGUCUUCACCAUCGUAAUCACCAAGGAGAGCCGGACGGAUAAGAACAUAGCUACAACUUCCAAAUUUCACCUGGUAGACUUGGCUGGUUCGGAACGCAUUAAGAAGACUAAAGCCAGUGGCGAGAGGUUAAAGGAAGGCGUGAAGAUAAACCAGGGUCUCCUUGCAUUGGGCAAUGUGAUAUCGGCCCUUGGAGAUGGUACAAAUAGGAGUUUCAUCGGCUACAGGGACAGCAAACUCACUAGGCUGCUGCAAGACAGCUUGGGUGGUAACUCUUUAACCCUUAUGGUGGCCUGCGUGAGUCCAGCCGAUUAUAAUCUGGACGAAACGGUUUCGACUCUGAGAUACGCGGAUCGUGCGAGACGAAUCCGGAACAAACCCAUCAUCAAUCAGGACGCGAAGGCUGCGGAGAUCGUCAGGUUAAAUAAUUUAGUAAACGAAUUGCGACUUCAAUUAAUCGGUAAAGCGCCUACAGUCAGCGAACAGAACAAUGAGCAACUGCAAGAAGAGUUAGAACGAGAGAAAGCUAGAUACCAAGAGCUGCUAAAGAAACACAAACAAGUCACUGAACACUUGGGAAAUAUGCUGAUUGAAAACACGAAUUUGUGUGAAAAGGCACUUUUAGCGGAAGCGGCCAAGGACAAAAUCGAGAGGAAACUCAACGAGUUAACGGAGCAAUGCAAUCAGACUAUAGAGAAUUUGAAUACUACUGAUAAAAACGUGGACGACGAAGCUCAGAAGUCGAGUGUUGUGGACUAUUUGAAGGAAAUCAAGACGAGACUGGAAGAUUUGCAGUCGGUGAAUCUGAAAACUAAUGAGGAAUUGAUAGACCAUGAAAUUAAGUUGUCCUUUAUUAAAGAGGACAGUGAAGGGGAGAAGGUUGAUGAAGAAGCCCUGCUCAAUGAAGAUCAGGCUGUGUUGGAAGAAGAGAAGAGAGCUAUGGGACAGGUGGCCUUGAACCAAGAGCUGCAAGAGUUGAACCGAGCGAUGGCGAUCAAAGCUUCCGUCGUACAAGCGAUACUUGCCAACAACAAGGAAAUGUUGGACAGCCAUAACAAUCUGCGAGAAAAUGAGGAGAAGAUCGCUCAACUCGAGAGGGAAAGGGACGAGCUGAUGCAGCAAUUGAAGCAGACCAAGAGUAAAGACCCGAGUCAUGAAGAGCGUCGUACCAAAGUGUCGACUCUGGAGGCUCAGAUAUCUGACUUGAAGAAGAAAUGCCAGCAGCAAGCCAACAUCAUUAAGACUAAAGAGAAGAACGAAGCGAAGAUCGCCUCCCUCAACGCAGAACUGCAGGCCAUGAAAGUCACAAAGGUCAAAAUAAUUAAACAAAUGCGGGAAGAAAGCGAGAAAUUCCGCAAAUGGAAGGCUGAUAACGAACGUGCUCUUCUACGGCUCAGGAAUGAAGAUAGGAAGAGAGCCACCGCUAUGGCUCGCAUGGAAUCUUUGCAUGCGAAACAACAAACGGUGCUUAAGAGGAAGAUGGAAGAAGCCGUCGCUGUUAAUAAAAGGCUGAAGGAAGCUCUAGAACGUCAGAAGAGCACAGCUAUGAAACGCAACGCCAAAGGCAGCGUUAAAGCUGGCGCCGUACAGCAGUACAUCGAGCAGGAGCUAGAAGUACACCUCAGCAUAGUCGAGGCGGAGAAGUCUUUGGAAGAACUUAUGGAAUAUAGGGCGUGGAUCACGGAACAGAUAGAAAACCUCCGCAACAGCACAGAAGACGACGCCAGCAGGAAGAAGUUGGUAGAACUAGAAGACGAUCUGGCGUUACGCAAGGCGCAGAUAUCAGACCUGCAACAGAAAAUACUAACUGCUGACCAGGAAAACAAAUCCCGUACUCAGUGGGACAACAUACAGUCUAUGCUUGAAGCGAAAGUGGCUUUGAAGUGUUUGUUCGAGUUACUGGUCGAUGCUAAACGAGAGCUUCAGAAUCAAAGCGAGAAAGGUUACCAGGCGAGAUACGAGGAGAUCAAGGAAGCCCACGAUCGACUGGCUGUAGAGUUUGAGAACAGUAAAGCGGAGUUUGAGAGACAACUGAGCUUAGUCAAGAUGCAGAGUGAGCAGAAGAUAUCCGCCUUAGUAGCUUUGCAACGCGGAGUCGUCGGUCGCGGAGACAAGAGUGAAGCCUGCAAACAUCUACAGAACGUGAUCCAAUACCAGCAGGAGAGACUUGACCAAGUGGAAGACGAGAAUAAAAAGCUUAUGGACGAGCUGGAACAGUUGCGUUCUAGUAAGAGCAGCAAGCGUUCGAAGAAGGAGCAACCCGAGCCUGUGAAGAAGGUGGAGUACGUGGAACCGUCUGAUGAAGACGAGGACGAGGUGGAAGACAGUGACAAAGACCCUGAUUGGAGGGCCACGCCGUUAUUCAAGCGGAUACAGAACGUGGAGUCGUCUGAAGAAGACGAGGACAAGGAAGAAGACAGCGACAAGGUCUCGGACUGGAUGGCCACGCCGCUUUUCAAGCGGAUACAGGCGCAACGUUCCCGUCUCACCAUGAACUUCACAGCAACGGAGCCGGAUACAUCCAAUAAUACAUCCACCGUUCGCGCGGUGAAACGGAACAGUGACGGAACGUCGCAUUGCGCGUGUCGCGGCAGUUGUUCUACGAAAAUGUGUGGAUGCGUGAAGGCUGCCAACUCUUGUGGCGCCACCUGCAGGUGUCAGGCCGUACUAUGCAGGAAUAGGAGGCAGUCUUCAGACGAUAGCGAUGACAAGGAGAAUGUGCCUUCGAGUACAGAUCCAUUAAUUGGAUCGACGACGCCUCCGUCUUACUUUGACAAACGAGGACACCUUGACGCCACAUACGUGAAGAAGAAGAAGAGUUACUUUUUUCCCGCUGAUCAGGGAACUUCAGAAUAAACAAAGUUUAAAUAAAGACUGAAUGAAAUGCAGAUGUGCCGAAUCUUAGAAUUUAAAUUUGUAUUGUAACCGAUACUAUUAAGUGCCUUGUUUAUAAACAGCCGAAGUGCGGUUGACUUGUAUUUUUGUAAUUAUGUAUGAACUUAUUCUAUGUGAACUAUGUAUUGACUUAAAGUUUUACUUGAAUGUGACGUCAUAAUGCUGAUUCUGUCAUAAUUAAAUUAAUAUUACCUAAUUCUUUUAGAAAAAAUUACAGAGUUGAUCUCUGAAUAAUAAAAAAAUGUUAGUAA